AUGACUUUUUAUAAUGACAAGGGGAGAAAAUUGCCAAGAACAUUAUCUUUUAGUGAUAUGUAUACAUUAGUGUUCUUUAUUAACUAUCUUAGAAAUAAAAAUGAAGCAUUUAAAAGAAUAAAUCUAGUAAAUUCAAAGUUUUAUAGAUUAUAUUCAAUUUUAUUUAUUAUUUCCUUAUAUUUUUUGCUACAACGUAUUUCUAAACGAAAGGAUAAAACAUGUUUGGGAUUAUAUUUCAAUAAUUUAAAUUUAAGAGAAUUAUCUGAACAGCUCAGCAAAGAGUAUAGAGAAUCUGUAGAAGAUUUUCCAUGUUUGAGAUUAUAUUUCAAUAAAUUAAAUUUAAGAGAAUCAACUGAACAUCUAAGUAAAGAAUGUAGAAAGUAUUACUUAGAGAGUAGUGAAAGUAUGUAUGCAAAAAGGAAAAUCUAUGAGUUAGAUCUCUUUCCAGAUAUUGAAACAGACGAAGAAAAAUCCAAGAGACUAAAGGAAAUUUGGUAUAAAAAUUGCCUUAAAGAAAGAGCAAGUUAUUGGCAAAAAAGGAUGAAAUACUGGAAUGAAAUAGAAGAAAACAUUUAUAUUGAUUGGUAUUUUGGACCUAAAACUAAAAAAAUGGAUAAAGAGUGGAAAGAUAAGAAGUGGAAUGAAUGGUUUGAAAUGUUCUCUAAAAAAAUGUGGAAAGAAGAUAUGAAAGAUACGAAGAGUUUCAAGAAAAAGAUAAAAAGAGAAUAUUCUUUAGAAGUAAUUGUUCAAUCAUUUAUGAAAAAAGAAAAAUCAUUUGAAAAGAAAAAGAUUAAAAUAAUGAAAGAAUGGGAUGAAUUUGUUAACAUAUCAGUGGAACAAUGGGAAAAUGAAAAAAAAUAA
This is a messenger RNA of Plasmodium gallinaceum, 861 nucleotides long. Its product is annotated as Plasmodium exported protein, unknown function. The coding region runs from base 1 to 861 and encodes 286 amino acids. Lineage: Eukaryota; Apicomplexa; Aconoidasida; Haemosporida; Plasmodiidae. The record is from RefSeq and is a predicted model, not a curated record. The transcript has 2 exons.